This is a messenger RNA of Ectocarpus siliculosus, 1435 nucleotides long. NCBI's taxonomy places the organism in Eukaryota, Phaeophyceae, Ectocarpales, Ectocarpaceae. The record is from the annotation of a GenBank genome assembly.
UGCAGUGCUCUGUACAGCGGUGCAUGUAGCGCCAUCCGUUGAUACUUCGAUUGCGAUGACGCUGUACUUUGGGAACAGCGAUGGCAGAAAGGAGACGUGCUUGCCGCCGACCCUGCCUGGAAUGCGCAGAAGUUGCUCGGAAUGUGGACGGAAAAAGAAGAGCUGUGAUGGUCGACGACCUUGUGGGCGCUGCGUGCGGACAGGCAGCAAUUGCACGUAUAGCAAACGCCGGUGGCAUCUCCCUCAACCACACGGUCAACAACAUCAGCCUCGGCCAUCUAGGCGUGACCGCACGCACCGUAAAGAGGUCCUGCUCCAAUCCUCACCACCUGAGGCGCUGGUGUCAUCCGCUAGGUUGCCACUAAAGAGGCUCAGGUUGAGUGCAUCUCCGGCGGUUGGGCUCGUGGGAAUGCAGGAGAGCGCCUUCCUGAGCGACUUCUUCGGCUGCGUUGGGUUUCUCCCACUUACCACCCGGAGUACCAUUCGCGAGGCUAUGGUGCAAAUCAUGGCAACCCCGGCCACUCUACAGCGACCAGCCGUUGGGGGAGGCUGCGACGAAGAAGCGCUUUUCGACGCGAUCGCGCGAGGGGAGGACUUGAUCAACGCCUCGGAAGGGCAUCAGCAUCCUAUGAACCCGCGAUCUUGCACUUUCUGGUGUGCCAUUGCUCUGGGGGCGCUUGCGAAGGGCAGUCCUUUCGAAUCGGUGGCGAAGUACUCUCAACUAGCCCACGAAGCGCUGGCUAAGAGCAAGUCGGGUCCCGCAGACGCCGAGGUCGCGAAGGCAUGGGCAAUGCUGGCCUACCUACACGGCUUCAUGGGAGACUUGGAACGGCAUCAAGAGUACAAGGCGGUGUCGGAGUCAUUGUUUCGGAGUUCAAUCGAUCGCGGGUCUACCGAUAAUCUUCCUGUGGGCUUCGCCGAGGUUGUUAGCUUUACAGCAUUCGACGACCCUUGCGGCGGACAGCGGCAGAGGAAGUCGUCUAGCGCUGAAGAGCAAGGGAUGCCACAGUUGAACGAAGCUGUUACCGAGGCCCAAGAGCGGAGCACGACGACAGGCGAAAGCCCAUGCAAGGCCGAGCGUGAUGGCCGAUUGGAAGGAGCCCGUCCAUUCCAUGACGCUCUUCUGCCGAAGGAUAUUUCCACCGCUAUGGUCGCUGUGUUGGAAAGUGGGGGCUGUCCCAAUUUCGAGCCUCUUGAAAGAGCGGUAGAUCGGAACCUUGCAUUCACAAAGGCAGCAAAGGGCGACGUGCAUGCCACCCUGGAGAGAAUUGGCCGCUGCGUUGAGGUUUAUGAGCGAUAUCCUGGCGUGUGCCGCGAUACGAUGGGGGCGGACUGCGCUUUCAUGUUCCGUGGUACAACUUCGACAUCAUUCACCAUGUUUAGCCAUACUCCCAUCUCCAGUUCGUGUGGGAGCGGGGUUGGGUUGCUCGGCUGA